AUGACUACGGCGCAUCGAGCUCAAGUUGAUGACCAGACGGAAAAAAACUUGGUGUUUGAAGACGCACUGCAGUGUAUGAUGUCGUACCAUGGUGAUGAUUUGGGAUAUGAAGGAUAUGCAACAGAUAAACAAAACACGACUCUCCCAGAGUACGCCAAGAACUUAGCCAAGAAAUGUCAAGUGGUCGUAGAAACAAGAUCAAAAGGAUUUAAGAGAGGUCCACGAACGACAGAAGGAAACUUACCGCUAAAGACAGUAAAUGAGAACGCAAAACUGAAGAAUGCGAAGUUAGCGGCUAAGAAGGGUGGACCCUUUGUGAUCGAGCAUAUAGCAAACGCCAACGUGGCGAAGUUGAUUCUUCCGCGAGCGAUGCAGCGUCUGAAAUUCACGUUUAAUGUCGAGUUGUUAUCGCACUACCUGACGCACACAACAAAGUUUUCAAAUCACCCGAUUCCGAAGGCUGUGGCGAUAAUUUUGGAUGUUGAGACAGGUGAAGGUCUUUACGUCAUUGUGAAGCUACUAGCACGAAGGACCAGACGCAAGAAGCGUGAGUGGAUCGUGAAGUGGCAUGGAUUGUCUGAACACGAAGCACCAUGGAAAGGCGAAGCGAACAUCAAACCCGUUUCGCAUUGGCGUCAGCUCCCGGGUGGGUUUUAUUCGCCGCCAAGCCGAAGUCAACCCGAGGAAGAAGUCGUGCCUGCUCUGACCAGCAAGCUAGAGAGCACGGUCACAUAGGCCCCGCCUUGCUUGCUCGCAGCCGAGGCUGAAUGAGAAUGAAACUGCUGCAUUUGACGCCAAGCAGCUACAGUGAGCCUAAUUUUAGUUAGAUAAACAUGCAGGUACCAAUGAACACGGAAAAUGAAGCAGGAUAGGCAACAUAGGCGCAGAAGAGAAACAGAAACAAGCAGGAACCAUAAGUACUCUACGAGGAGGUAAGGAAGGCAUGCAUGUUAGGGACAACAAAAGCU
This is a messenger RNA of Phytophthora nicotianae INRA-310, 968 nucleotides long. RefSeq lists its product as hypothetical. The coding region runs from base 1 to 735 and encodes 244 amino acids. The record is from RefSeq and is a predicted model, not a curated record. The transcript is spliced from 3 exons. NCBI's taxonomy places the organism in Eukaryota, Oomycota, Peronosporomycetes, Peronosporales, Peronosporaceae.